This is a messenger RNA of Bombina bombina (fire-bellied toad), 766 nucleotides long. It is a transcript of the gene ATOX1, whose product is annotated as antioxidant 1 copper chaperone. Gene Ontology annotation, molecular function: copper chaperone activity; metal ion binding. Bases 151 to 357 code for a protein of 68 amino acids. NCBI's taxonomy places the organism in Eukaryota, Metazoa, Chordata, Amphibia, Anura, Bombinatoridae. The record is from RefSeq and is a predicted model, not a curated record. Gene Ontology annotation, cellular component: cytosol. The transcript has 4 exons. Gene Ontology annotation, biological process: copper ion transport.
GGGAACUCCUCUUCUGUAUCAUGAGACAGGAAGAAGGGUUGGGCUUCAUGGCUGCUUCCCUUCCAAUAGAUCCGGGAUUGCUGAGCUGUAUAGAGAUAGACCAGGUGGUGAUCAACCGACAAAACCAUCACAGUCCUACCUUGUUUCACUAUGCCGACACAGGAGUUUUUCGUGGAUAUGACCUGUGGUGGUUGCUCAACUGCUGUGACCCGUGUUCUUUCUAAACUUCAAGGAUGCAAGUUUGAAAUAGAUCAACCCAACAAGAAGGUCUCUAUUGAAUCUGAACAUUCUGUUGAUCUGUUGUUGGAGACACUGAAAAAGACUGGAAAAGAGACAAAGUACUUGGGACCCAAAUAAAAAAACAAAACAAGGGCUGUAACCCACAAGAUUACUGACAACUCUGUACAGAAGAUGAUACAGGAUUCAUAUGAAGACGCUUUCUCUAAGCUGUAGUGGAAAUACUGCAGGGACUGUAUAAUAGGCAAUUGUUUACCGCCCAUUCUCUUUGGUGUAUAGUUCCAUUACUUUUCAUCCCGCUAAACGAUUAAUGUAUUCUUACUUUGCUGUCUGUCUCUGGGAAGGGAAUAAAAGACUAUCUAUUGUAAAUGACCCAGUGUGACUUUGUAAAUUCUAAAAUUGCCUAAGUGCCUUGUUUAUAAUUUUUGAGACCAGCAAUUUUCUCCUUGAAAUGAGGAAGAUUUACAAUAACGCAUUGUGUACUUCUCUGUUGCAUCUAACGUUAAUAAAGACUAAGGGUCUAAUGUAA